GCUACUGCGGUACGAUGCGGCGGCGCACGAUGCCGAGCCGCGGCGGAUGAGAUGAUGCGCAAUGGCUGAACGGGUCGGGAGGAGAGAGCGGAAAAAGAGAGUGUGCCGUGAUUGAAACGAUGGGACGGGGCUGAACGGAUGCGAAUGGAGCGAUUUGUAGCGUUUGUGAUGCAGGCCGAGUAGAAAGAUGAGGCGGCGCUGAUCCCACUUUAGGAUGCUCCGAGAGGAGGAGAACGGGCUCCGUCUGUAAACAAUAAGGAAGCAGAGAGGCGCUGAGUAAAGGACACUUCAUCCAAAGCCCGGACCUGAGAACCGGAGGCUGCUCUGUGACAGCUGAGUCAGUGCUCGGCGAGGAGAGGCCGGUCGACGGGGAGGAGGGCGGCGAAGCUCUGGAGAGCAGAAAACAAACUUCUCAUUUCCUGUGCUCACAUCAGCGCUGACGGCUCGACAUCUCACCCGCAUGUUUCUCUGUGUCGUCAGGAGACUCUCAACGCUGAGGAGCGAUAAAUGCAAACGACCGCAGCUCACCUGUCAGACAAACACCUGAUUCUGUUUCCAGAUGCAGUCAGAGUGAUCUGCUAAGAUAUGAGAUUAGAAGGAGAGUCAUCUCUCUCCGGCAGUGCUACCAAAACGUCCUCUUCGGUACCGCUGUCAGAAUUAAUCAGUAAGAACUCAUUUCAGCUCUGUCAUAAAGCCCAGUGUUUGUUUUUUCUAAAUCAGGAUCUUUUUACCUUUGAGCUGUCAGGCUCUGAAUCAAGAACAGACUCUUGAUUGUGGCAGCUCCCUCUCACAAAUGAGAAUUCGGCUUGAGCUGACAGGCUGCAUUUUAAUAAGCAAAAGCAAACCAAUAAAACAUAGAUGAGGCCAACGACGAGCACUAUGCUCCAGCAGAAUAACAACAACAACUACCCAUGCCUGAACAUGUCAGGCUCCAGCCGGGAGAUGCUCCAGAAAUGCUCCAGAGCCUCUCUGCCCUUCCCCAGCCGACUGGAGCUGGCGGAUCUGCCGCUGAUCCGGGGUCUCCGGGCCUGGGCCCUGUGCUCCAAGAACCGCCACAAGACUGCUAGUCUGCUGGGAGGAGGACAAGCCCCCGCAGCGCCUCCUGUUGGUCGGGGGGGUUCAACACCCUGCCCCAGGCCUGCAGAUGUUUACCUGAGUGAGGAGUGGGGUCGCAUGGGGUACGGGCUUCCCCUGGGCGUGGAUGGCAGGCAGGCUGGAAUCGGAGCUUUGGUCACAGUUGCCACUCUGAAGACCUCAGAGGGCAGCGGCAAGACUCAAACUCAGUGUCUGUUCCUCCGGACUGAGAAAGGGAGCUGUUUGUACUCAGCAGCUAAGCCCAGUUCUGGUGUGACAGCCAGCGCAGCCUCCAGUGUGGUUGGAGGAUGGCUGAGAGGAAAGACAGGAGGAGGAUGCAGAGACACUCUGGCAGGGCCAACUCCACCGCCGCAGACCGGAGCAAACCAGGUUAGAGUGCGAUCGGGCCGGAGAUGGAGGAAGUCCGGUAAUGUGGCGGGCCGGGAGAAAACAGGCGUGAGCAGAGAAAGGCAGCAGAGGAGCAGGGAAGUUCCCACUGGGGAAUCCACUGUGGAAGAAAGGCAGGAAGAGCAAGACAAAGGAGGCCCGGACUGUAAAGAGUUUCCCAGCCCGCAGCAGGACAACCGGAGAGCCAGAUGCUGCCACAGUGUUUCUCCUAAAUCCUGCGUUCAGUGUGGUAGAAGAGCACAAAGGAGGAAAAGCCAGGAUGAACAUGAGGGAGGCAUCCCAAACAAACUGAUCGGUGAGGUGACAGGAAUGAGCAAGGAGAGGCAAAAGAAUGAGGACGAGGAGAAGGGAGACCUCUGCAAGCCAGAGCCAUCUAACUGUGUUCUGACUGAACUAAACUCUGACCCAGAAUCUACCCGCACCUACAGCGACUCCCACGGCAGCUGUGAGGACAGAGAAAUGAGAGAAGCUGAGAGCAGCGAGGGACAGAAGACACAAACUUCUCACAGCAAGGAUGCAGAGAAAAAUGAGGAUACAUGCACUGAAAGAAACAACGAUUUCACUGAGAGAAAACCAAGUGAAGAGCCCUGUGAAGAAGAAGAAGAAGACGAGACUAAUGUAAAAGGAUUUUCCGAUCAUGUUGAAGCAGAUGAGGAAUCAGAGAAAAGGUCUGAGAGUGCAGGUGUUACAGAUGAAAAGGAGAACCUCAUUCAGGCUCCUGCUGAAUUCUCAGACUGGGCUGCAGUCUUCACCCCUGCCUCCGGCAGAGCUGCAGUCUCCCUCAGAUUUAACCAGUCAGCCACACCCAUAGAGGGCAGCGUCUGCACUGCUGACAAGCAGGAGCAGGAGAACAGCCAGAAUCACCUUGAUCCUGGGGUCACAGGUGAGGAAGAAGUGGCCAAUGAGAAAAACACUGUGAAUGAGAAGGUAAACAAAAAACCUCAGUUUGUCUUUAAAAAUGAGGAAAACUGCAGCCAGCAGGAGGAGGAGGAAGCAUCACCUUCACCCCUCAGAGACGGAGACGCUUCCAUCGCUGAGUCGGGCGAGAGGAUAGUGACAGAAAACAGCAGCGACUGCGGGACGAUUGAGUCUGAGGCGAGAGACGAGCUGCAGUCAGAGGACGAGAACUUUGAGGAGAGACUCGAUCCUGAACACGGGGGUGAAGCUAGGGAGAUCUGGAGGUGGGAGUGCACCUUCACGAAGCUGGAUGAUUGUAAAGGAGAUGUGAUGCUGAAAGAUGAUGAUGAAGGGGUGAAGAGAAACUGUGCUCCCCAAGAAGACUGGAGGUCACAGGAGUUCAAAGGUGGACACGGGAGACGGGAGAAAGAGGAGGGAUGCACCUGUGCACCAACAAGCAUCACUUCUGUCGAACCAAACGAAGAGUCUAACAUCACUAACGCUGCCUGCACCGAUCCCCCCACCUCUCCUGCGCUCUCCAAGGCUAAUCCUGCCCCCCCUCUGCCCACCCUGGGAUCCAUGGCAACCGGCCUGCCCUGUCAGGAGGAGGAGGAGGAGGAGGCACUCAGUUCAACAGCAGGAGACAGAGAAGGAGGCCAGGAGGGGAAGAGGAACUGCAGGAGAGAGCUGGAGGAGCAGAGCGAGGUGGAGAGUGGCUCCGCCGUGGCCACUGACGAAGGGAGGAAGGAGGAGGAGGAGGAAGAUGAGUUUGGAGUGUUCAUGCAGGCGGAGGGAGAGCCAGCCUGGAGCGAGGAGUUCACCAUGUCUGCCUCAGUGCCUUGUGAGAGCAGAGAGAGCGCUGCACUUGGAAAGCAUGCUGUCACCGGGGAGUCGACCCUCUGGACACCAGGCACGAUGGACAGCUCGUUCCACCGAUCAGACGACACCUGGACAGCCUUCCCUCGGGACUCAUCGGAUGGAGGUGGAGAUGUUGUGGAGCAGUGGUGGCCAGCCAGCGCGGUGGAGGAGAGGAGGGACGGCCUCUCAGCCAAUCAGAAUCUGGCGGCGGUAUUUGCUGAAGCCUUCCCCUCACUCACUGGUUCAUCCUCCAGUGACCCCUGUGACCUCAAAACUGUUCCCACGCUGAGCCAGCUCCUCAGAGGUGGAGCAAGCCGAGAUCAGGGGCUCUUGGACAGCUUCCAUGACUUGAACAAAAUGAUCGGCCAGAGAUACAAGAGAGCCAACGGCGUGUCUCGCUACCUGCUGCUGAAGACUUUACACCUGGAGCAGCCCCCUGCUGAAAGCAGACCCGCUCCCUGGACGGUCAACUGCCGCCUCUCCCCUGGCCUCCCCUCGGCCAAUCGGCACGCUCAGCAUGCUGCUGCUAAGCGACGGCUGUCGUACGACUACAACAGGAAUGUCAUGGAGUAACUGUGGACCUCAGCUCUGGUUGGGCUGUUACAGCGUUCAGCAGGUUUUAGCAGCUGUCUCGAGCCUCUGGAUUCACAGCUUAUUAAACUGCAAGUCAAACACCCACUGACCUUCUGACUCUUUGCACACUUCCUGGUUAUUUAAGCCUGAGACAGUGAGGACGGCCAGUGUCUCCUCCAGCGCCUGUUGAUGUAUACUGGUGGUGUUUUUAUCUCACGUGUCCAUCACCCUGUUCACCAUCACCACCACCUGUUAAGUUUCAGCCUUACUGAGAUUCUCUGGAGCACGAUGGCCUGUUACAAGGUGCACGCCACCACCUCGAAGGAGAAGUCCACUCUGAUGCUUUCCUUCUUCUCUAACACAAAUAGAUCUGAGGCCUAGAAUAAACAAAAAGAUUAAAGAUCACAAGGAGUGAGCUUAAAUAAUCACAAAUGAAUAUAUAUCACAUCAUUUUGCACACAUUGCUGGCCCUGUCAGGCAUGAUUUUGGAAGGCUGGCAUGCCGUUUCUCUUCAAAAGUUUGUGGUUUGUUUUUGUCAUGCAGAAAUGGAAAAGUGUAACUGGAGCAGAAAUCUGCCUCCAGUAGUGCUGAUUCACUGCACUACAGUUUGGAUUUAAAACAGAGCUCUGUGAUACUGAAUUUAUUUUUUGAAGUAGAAAGAGUCCAGCAUCUGUAAACUCAUUUAUAUCCAUACAGUAUGUUAGUUUGGCUAAAAAGGGAAAAAUGAUGUGGUUAUGUUUAAGGUUGUAGCCCAGUGGUUCCCAAAGUCAAGAGUGCUGCGGCCCACUUAAAAGCCAGAAAAUCCCAUGGGACCACCUCCCCCUAUAGCACUGGCCUGUGAAAUUUGUGUGAGGGAAAACGAUGAUUUCCUUAAAAUUUUAUUUAAGAAAACAUAAAGAGCACAGGCUGUUGGCAUUAUUGCUAACACGACCCCGGCAUAUGAAAAGUGCUAAUGCUAAUAUGUGACCCACUGAGACACAAACUUCAAUACAAGAGCAGUAAAUUCAGGUCAGAGAAAUGAGUAAUAUCACAAACUACCCACCUCCUAUUACCAGUUUGAAUUCACUUUUUAUAUAAAUAAAUACAUUUAUAUAAAUAUGUAAUUAUGCAUACUUGUGAGUAAUUUCAAACUGAAUUUCUGUUGUUACUGCAGCCCCCCUGCAGUACCUUCGUGGCCCCCUUGUGGGCCACAGCCCACACUUUGGGAACCACUGCUCUAGCCAUAUGUAAGUCACAAAGACGCAGCUUUGCUGCACACCGUCAUCGUCAUCUGUGAUGCUCCUCCGCUCCAUGUGCUGCAGACAAAGCUGAAAGUCUUUUAAAGGGGACCUGUUGUCCUUUUCCUUGCAUGUACUCCUACAGUGUUGAACACUCACAUUAAACAUGAGCAGAGGUUCAGAUAAUCAGCCAAAAGCUCAUCAGACUGCUCAGUUUUAGAUAGUUUUGUUCUACUUCUGUCAAAGAGAGCAGAUAUCCCCUAUAUGGUCAUUCCAGUCACACAGCUGUGGCUGUGAGCACUAAAGCCCCUCCCACCUAUUGUUAAAACCUUCUGUUUGUGAGCAGCAGCCAACCAGAAGAAAGUUGUUUUAAAGGGAAAGGAGUAUGAACUGAGGGGCCGCACCAAGGCUCAGUGUGAGAGCUGCUGUGGCAGCACGGAGCUGGAAAUGAGCAUAACAGGUCCACUUUAAACAGCGGAGUCGGUGCUGCACAAACUGUGAAGGUAACAUUUCUAAAGCAUCUUUUUUCUGUCCCUUAAUUUUCAAUUAGUAUAUUUCAGAUUGGACUGAUAAGCUGCAAUGAUGGAGGCAUACAUGUCUGUGUUAUUCAGUGCCAAUCAGGUAUUUGGGAACUUUCCUGAAAAAUAGAUUUGCAGUUACAUUUCCAGUCACACUAAUGGAAGCCGCAUAUUAUGAAAGCAGCCAAUGGCAUGAUGCUUGUUUCUGAAAUGUGGUGGCUUGACACUUUGUAACACUUUGUAACUUUGUAUCACUCUCUGUGGCUGAAACCUCCACAGAUGGAUUCGUGCACACGUUAGGUAGAAGUGACAGAAAAACAUUUUUGUCUGCUCGUGUCAUCACACAGAAGAUCAAAGUUGAGCGUUAUUAUUUUUCUCAACACUUGGGGCAGAUUCACAUUGUGAUGCAUGUGCUUUCAUUGUGUAUUUGCUCCUGAAGAGCCGGUGACAGGAACAGAUCUUAACUGCGUUUCACUUCAUCAGAGAAACAAGUUCGUCUUCCAGUUCGUGCCGACAGGCCCAGCAGAGAAAGUGCCGAUGUUUGCGAGGUGAAGCAGACGCGUUCGGGAGGAAGUGUUUGUGUUUGUGUGGCAGACGCGCUGAUGUGGACUUAUCAGCGUGCGAUGUUCCGCUCUUUCCUUUCUCCCUGCGUCCUCCUGUCUCGCUUCUCGUCUGCUGAGCUUUCAUUUAUCUGAGUUCAGCGCUGUUCUGUAGUCGAGUCCACUUCAUGGGCAAAACUUGAAUCUAGCUGCCAAUCAAAACAAUAUUUUGUGAGAAUAUUGUUCACAUUAUAUCGAUCAUGCACUGCGUUUCUAGUUCGUGUCACCUCAGAGAACUUUAAUUCACUCUGUCGUAUAUUUCAAUUGUUAACUCGGUCAUCUGUGAUGAAAUUCAGACUCAGUUUUGUGUGUGUGUGUGUGUGUGUGUGUGUGUGUGUGUGUGUGUGUGCGUGCAUGCGUGUGUGUGCCAUUUAUACAAACUUCAAAUUCUUGAGAAAAGAUGGAUAUUUUCUGUUACAAUAAGGAAGAUGAAGCUGUCGCCUUGUUGACUGAUGUAAUAAAGUGAUACUGCGUGUUGGCUAAUGCUUCCUCGUGACAUGCAGAAGUGUUGACUUCAUGUAGGAACCACUGGCUGACUAAUGCAGAUAAAACCAUCACGUGAUCUGCUGUUCUGUGCCUCUCACCUGUCCUUUGUAAACAUUAUGAAACAUGGACUUCCCAAACAGACCGAGAGGAAGGCGGCCCUGACGUCAUUCAGCCGAAGUCUCCUGGAUUCACUGAGAGUAUUUCAUUAAGUAUUUCAUUAAGCUUGUGCUGAAAAACAUUCAAGCCCAUCCAACUUUUUUCUUAACCUCUUAUCAGGUUCAAGGUUACGGGAGCCUGGAUCCUAUCCAGGUGCCACAGGGCGAGAACCUGUCCUCAGUUUUCUAACAAUAACCAAUGAGCGGGCUGAUGGAUGGAUGGAUGGAUGGAUGGAUGGAUGGAUGGAUGGAUGUUUUAGGUUUACUCUUUGCCAAAAUGGCUGCACAUUCCUCCACAUUUAUUUUAAAGUAGAGAAAAUAUAUUCACCUUAUUGCCGUGUGGAUCAGCGUGGGGUUUUAUCCUUCAGUCCCUCGGUCAGUUAUUAAGUCCAUAACUUUGGUCCAUGUUUAUUAUAUUUAUGCAGGAAAUAUAUAUGUACAGAAAGUGUCUCCAUUCUUUGGUAUAAUUUGUCAACACAGCUUUGAUCCCAGUAUGUUCCUGUAACAUCGACCUGACUGUGAGUGUUUGAGAGUUCACUCUGAAACUAAACUGAGAAAACUGAACUAAAUAAAAACCCUGCUUUGGUCAUAGACCAAUCAAACAUUUAACUGAUGAAUUCCCAAAGAAGGAGUCUUUAGAAAUCCAUCAUUUCCACAGGAUAAAUCCUUAUUACAGAAGCCAUUUUCACACAUGCACUUCAGACGGAGAAUCAGGUGAUCAGUCGUCCUUGUUCACAUUCAGCUUCAGACACGUUUUCACCUCUGCAGAUGUUCCACGUGGUUAUUCGCCACCUGUUAAGGCACCAAAGCAUUUACUGCUCUAGUCUCUCAGUGGCGCGAGCCGCCAUCAUACAGCGUUUGUAUGUGGGAGCUGGAGGGUUAAAGUCGGUGUGAUGUUCACUGCUGUUGGCUGAUGCUGUGAAAAGUUCAGAGCUGCAGUGCAUGUGCAAAAAAGCUCGUGAUAAUGUCCCCACUGUGAU
Molecule: messenger RNA, 7765 nt
Organism: Archocentrus centrarchus (flier cichlid)
Lineage: Eukaryota; Metazoa; Chordata; Actinopteri; Cichliformes; Cichlidae
Exons: 6
Coding region: 859-3810 (983 amino acids)
Source: RefSeq, a predicted model, not a curated record